CAACUAUUGCGUUGUUUGAACUUUUCUGUCACUAUAGCAAUUCAGUAGUCUUCAAUGAUGCCGCUCGCUUCCACAGAACAGCCCAGGUGCAGCAACAAUCACCUGAAUUUCCAAUCAAAUGAACGGAAUUGUCCUCUCCAGCUGCUGGUUGACACAGACAGCAAGCUAGCAACACGUCUUGUUUGCAUUGCUGCUCGCUGUUGUCUACUAGCUAGUGUGUGGGUAACGUUCUUCACCUCUGGUUAUUGUCGUCCUUGUUGUUGAUUCCAGAACAAAGACAUCAAGCAGCAACAGAGAAUCCUUUUCGCAAUUGACAUUGUAAGUGCGAGAUAGAGCACGAUGGAAGACUCCAAUACCAAUAGCAACAGCAAUAGCAACCACCAGGGGCACUCCCCUGAGACCAAUAUAAGUGCUGCGGUCUCGACUGGAACGCUUCCGCAGCUACCAAAGGCUGCUUUUGAUCCCGUAACUGCUGCUACCCACAGCUGCAAUGCUCCUCGACCUUUUACGGCCACAUUGCCUAAAACCUUGGAGCCUCGAGGCUGCAAGAUGGCAACGCAGGAUCCACAUUCCAGAAGCGAAGAAGCGGAGCAUAAACCUCCUAUGAGCGUGGUUGUGGUAUCCACUUCGAGCGCACCCCGCCAGAACAAUAUCAGCGACACAACAAGAAGAUCGUCUCCUCCCACAAGCAUCUUCUCCAAGCCCUUUCGGCUACAGCCACGUAGUACCAUGACGGCAUCAACGACAGGAAGAGACGGGGCCAUCCGAGGGCGAAAGAGGUCGGCACACUCCAUGGAUACCUCGUCGUUACCCACGGCCCGCGAAGCCUUGCUCACAGUCAAGGCGUUGCCCAUGCUACAACCCAAGAUAAUACCUGGGGCUACCGCCACCGAGAAUCCUCCUCCAGUGACAGUAGACCAGCAGCAACGGCAAACGGUCCUUCCGCCAGUUGCAAUGACUACCCCGAAUCGACAGGGACUUACUCCUCCGAGAGACAAGAGGCGCAUGGACCAUGCAAUGGUGAACUUUCAGUGCUUAUCCUUGCAGUCUCCCAAGCGCAAGGACUUUUCGAGGUCUCCACCCAAGUCGUUGCCAAGCCCUCCUCCGACGCUAAUGUCGGGAUUUGGAAGGCCCCCGUCAUCCUCUUCGUCGUCGUGCGGAACAGCUCCGCAAAGGCCCGCCAUGGUCCCGGGAUCUGUGUCUAGCACAGGCCAGCCACGAUCUUCUUUUACUCCCGUGUACAAUUCGGCUUCGCCCUGCGGCUCCCUGAGGAGCUUUGGAUCGGGAUCGAUUGGUUCCAACACCAGGAUGAAUAUGGUAGCGAGAGCCUCGGCAUCCUCGCCAGGUGGCUGUGGAUCUUCCGUCAAAUCGUCACCCAAGCUGGCCCCCUUAACGGUGCUCAAACACUCCAAGUCGUCACAACGAGAAGGCAACUCUGGUUUGCCACCUCUACCAGGAGGUGGAAUGAGUUCCUUGUGGUUGUCCUUGGACUCCUCCGCCGGAAGCAGCAGCAAUGGUGGGGAUGAGAAUAACCACAAUACCCCGCCAAAAGACGACCCAAAAAUGUGGCCUCCCAGAACUGUGCACUGUCGGCAACCAUCUUGUGAUAGCAUCAGUACGGUACAUAACAGUGUUCUGUCGCCUCUACCAAGACCAUCCCCCAUGAUGUCGCCCAGGAUCUUUUCCUCCCCCGCGUCGGGUCCACCGCCUGGGAUUCCAACACCUCGCAGUAAACAGCGCCGCAUGGAAGAGUCUCCUGGUCUACAGAGAACUCCCCGAACGCCACAAACUCCAUUGCCUCGAGUGACACUGACGCCGCGCAGUACUUCAAGUCGCCACAGUCGGCAAAGUGGACAUAGAUUGCCCCGAUUUCCCUCGCCAUCCGAUAUCGACAUGGAUGUGACGUCGCCCUUCUUGAACUCGACCGCAGCGGCUUCUCUGAGAGGAACCGCAGCGACUACUGCCAACAGACCGGAGGGUAACACCAGCGGUUUUGUAAGUCUUCGGCGGCCGAUCUUCCCUGCAUCGUCCAACUCGUUGGCCCUAUCAGCGGAUGGCAGCACCAACGAGGGCAAGGAUUCGUCUGUCCAGACGGAGGCAGCCAAAAAGCCCUUGCCAGUCUUGUGGUGCCUGCCCAUGAAAGCGAUCGCGACAUCACCUUCAGACAAAACGUCGUUGCCCUCUGCUGGCGAAUUCAGCGGGGGGUCCUUCAUGGGAGUUCAAACCAAGUCGUUGUUGACUCCCUCGAAGUCGGGAGGAAUCUUGCAAGCCAUGAUGGAGGAAAAGCAUUCUAUGAAUGGAGACAUGGGAUCCGUGAGUGACAUUGAUGAAGACGAAUGCUUCGUCCUUGCAUCGCCAAGUGCCAUCGAGCAGGAACGUUUUGCAAGCUACCAACCUGCUCGUCAGCGUCGACGUAGAUCUUGCGACCGGACGUCACCUGAUUCCCCGAAUGAAUCCAACACCAAUCUUGCCGGGAUGAACUAUGUUACUUCCAGCACAAGUCUCUUUGGCAUGGAUAUUGCUCAUCCGACAGAUUGCAAUAAUUUGACUGAUCGUAAGACGACCAACGACGAGUCGCCUUCGUCGCCAAAGCAAUCGUCCGGGCCUUUGGGGAAGGACCAAAACAACAGCAGAGCCCAAGAAUAUCAAUCCAUGAAGCGACGAAAGUCUGACGCCAGUAAUGUCUCCAUUGGAUUGGCUCUGGACAGCUGCACCUCGGGAGAUGGCGGCAGAGAUCUCGUAACACCUCCGGCUAUGCCCAACCCUCAAACUCCACCACCCCUUUCGCCCAAGCAAGAGGAUUUCAUGCCAGUGAUCAUGCCACACGGUACCGUGUACCAUCACGCGGCUUCACAAGCUGCCAGCGUGUGCGUGGCUGGAGCAGACCGCCAAUCUGUGACCAUGGCAAUUGCUCGGAUGGCCUUUGAAGCCCAUUACCACUCCGGAUCAUCUCCGGUGUCGUAAGCGAAGCUCGGCCCAUCCCAUGUUUUGUUCUCGCUAGUAGGCGAUGGAAUCUAGCUAGUUGUUUCCUGUGUAAUUAUUACAUAAUUUUGUACUGGUACAGGUC
Messenger RNA from Seminavis robusta, 3067 nucleotides. Lineage: Eukaryota; Bacillariophyta; Bacillariophyceae; Naviculales; Naviculaceae. The record is from the annotation of a GenBank genome assembly.